Molecule: messenger RNA, 2208 nt
Organism: Closterium sp. Yama58-4
Lineage: Eukaryota; Viridiplantae; Streptophyta; Zygnematophyceae; Desmidiales; Closteriaceae
Source: the annotation of a GenBank genome assembly
AUGACCUCCAUGUCGAUCGCAACUCCCGCCGUCGGGCUGUCGGCUCAGGGAGCCGUCAGCAAGAAGGCCAACCAGGUCAGCUUCCUCAGCGGCAGCUCCCUCGUUUCCUCCCUGGAGAGCAAGCCGGUUGUCCGCGUGGCUCAGCCCGCUAAGACCGCCGUGCGCGCCAGCGUUGCUGCCGCUGCUCCCAAGAAGAAGGAGCACCGCAAGAACGAGGAGGGUGUGCAGGUCAACCUGUUCAAGCCCAAGACGCCGUACAUUGGCCGGUGCCUGCUCAACACUAAGAUUGUUGGCGAUGACGCUCCCGGCGAGACCUGGCACAUGGUGUUCAGCACUGAGGGCAAGAUUCCCUACAGAGAAGGUCAAUCCAUCGGCGUUGUCCCCCCUGGCCUUGACAAGAGGGGCAACCCCGAGAAGCUCCGCCUCUACUCCAUUGCCAGCAGUGCUCCCGGUGACUUCGGUGACUACAAGACGGUGUCCCUGUGCGUGAAGCGCCUCGUGUACGUCAACGACAAGGGCGAGACUGUCAAGGGUGUCUGCUCAAACUUCCUGUGCGACCUGAAGCCCGGGGAUGAGGUUAAGAUCACUGGCCCGGUCGGCAAGGAGAUGCUCAUGCCCAUUGACCAGAACGCCACCAUCAUUAUGCUUGGCACUGGUACUGGCAUUGCUCCCUUCCGCAGCUUCUUGUGGCGCAUGUUCUUCGAGAAGCACGACGACUACAAGUUCACCGGUCUCGCCUGGCUGUUCCUUGGUGUGCCAACCAGCAGCUCGCUUCUCUACCGCGAGGAGUUUGAGAAGAUGAAGGAGAAGUUCCCCAAGAACUUCCGCCUGGACUUCGCUGUCAGCCGCGAGCAGACCAACGCCAAGGGCGAGAAGAUGUACAUUCAGACGCGCAUGGCUGAGUACGCCAACGAGUUGUGGAGCCUGUUCAAGAAGGAUAACACCUACACCUACAUGUGCGGACUCAAGGGCAUGGAGAAGGGUAUUGAUGAGAUCAUGACCUCCCUGGCAGAGAAGGAUGGCAUCAACUGGCUAGAGUACAAGAAGCAAUUGAAGAAGAACGAGCAGUGGAACAGCCGAUCAGCCUCUUCAUUCAGCUUUGCUGCAUCCUCCAUGGCUCGAAUCGAGGCAUCGUGGCAGGAGAUCACACAGCGCGAGGGAGAGCCCAAAGCGCGCAGCUCGCACGCCAUAGCGGUCGUCGGGAACAAGAUGUUUGUAUUUGGGGGGGAGUUUGAGCCGCGAGUGCCAAUCGGCAACGACGUGCAUGUGAUGGACCUCACCACCCGAGAAUGGACUAUUGCUGAAGCAUCUGGUGACAUCCCAUCCCCUCGCAUCGGCAUCACGAUUGUAGCACUGGGUUCGACCCUGUAUGUGUUCGGCGGGAGAGACGGUGAUAAGAACGAGCUGAGCGACUUUUACUCCUUCGAUACAGUCACGGGGGAGUGGAGGCUGCUGACCACUGGGGAGAAGUCCCCCCCUGGCAGGAGCUACCACACCAUGGCAGCAGACCCCCAUCGCUCCCAAAUCUACAUCUUCGGCGGCUGUGGCACCACCGGCCGAUUCAACGACCUCUGGGCCUACCCUGUCGCUCCCAGUCACACCAACACAUGGCGGCAGCUGCCCUCCCCUCCCCCUUCCAGUGCCUGUGUGCCCCGGGGUGGGCCUGGGCUGGCAGUGGCAGGGGACGCAGUGUGGGUGCUGUUUGGAUUUUCCGGGAAGCACGAGCUUGGGGACGUGCAUAGGUUUGAUCUAGGGAAGGAGACUUGGGAGGAGGUGGAAUUUCCCGCCGCUACUGCUGGUGCAGAUGCGGCUGAUAAUGGGGAUGUAAUCAAGCCCAUUCCGCGGAGUGUUUUUGGCGCAGUGACCGUCUCUCUCCCUGCUGCUACCGAGUCUGCUUGUAAGGAGUACAUAGUGGUGUAUGGUGGUGAGGUGGACCCAUCAGAUCUAGGCCAUUUGGGGGCAGGGAAAUUCUCCAAAGAUCUCUUCCUAUUGGACGUGGAGGAAAGGAAGUGGCUUCGGCCGGUGUCGCUCGUCUCUUCUGGCGGGGACCCGGGAGCGCGUGGCUGGUUCCCUGUUGCUCCUUUGGGUGCUGCUUCUUCUGCUGAUGGUGCUGCUAAGCUGGCUGCUGGUAUGGUGGUGUAUGGAGGCAACUCAGAGAGCAACGACCGUUUGGAUGAUGUGUUUGUGCUCAGGCUGACCGUGGCUUGA